Messenger RNA from Elaeis guineensis (African oil palm), 1169 nucleotides. RefSeq lists its product as uncharacterized. Lineage: Eukaryota; Viridiplantae; Streptophyta; Magnoliopsida; Arecales; Arecaceae. Gene Ontology annotation, biological process: protein polyubiquitination; SCF-dependent proteasomal ubiquitin-dependent protein catabolic process. The record is from RefSeq and is a predicted model, not a curated record. Gene Ontology annotation, cellular component: SCF ubiquitin ligase complex. Gene Ontology annotation, molecular function: protein binding.
ACCAUUGCAAGAAACCUGUCCCAUUUCCUUCCUUCUCACACUUUUGAGGGGGCAUUCUCAUCUCGAGGGAAAGAUCGGAAUGGAGGCAGCGCCAGUGCCGAAGCCCGGGAAUUCGAGAUCGGGGCUGAGCUCCAACUCCCUCCCUGUGGAUCUCGCCCUCAACAUCGUAUCCUAUCUCGAGGUCACAGAUGUUUGCUCGUUGGGAAGCUGUUCGCAGUUCUGGCGCUGCCUCUGCGCGUCGGAUUGCGUCUGGAUCGCGCUCUACAAGCGGAGGUGGCCGGCGUUGGGCGCUGGUUCCCAGCCUCGAGCCAUUGAGGGAGGAGGAGAAGAGUGUUCCGGUGACGCCAGGGCCUUGUCGUCGCCCGCACAGGGGUGGAGGGUUUUGUACAUUAACAAGCACAGAAAAAUGGCCAGUGCUGUGACCACUGUAAUCAAAUUUGUGGAACAGAGCUCACUAAAUGAAUCACUUGAAGUUGGAUAUUAUCUGAAAGCUAUAGCUGAUCUUGGCUCGAUGGAGCUUGGGUUUGAAGAUGUCCAACUAUUUCUGUUUGCAAGAAAGCAGAAUGUGCUGCUGAAUCUGAUUGGAUUGCACUAUUCCAUAUUUUGGCUUGCAGUACCACCCAAGGACGUAGCAGAAGCCCUUCAUAGAUGCAAAGUAUCCGAUCGACAAGUGUGUGUGAGUUGGUUCAAGCUAGGCAGGUGGUUCUAUGGCUUCCGAUUGCCUGAUGAGCAUCGCUCACGAAAGUUUUCUUUGGGUGAUCUUGCCAUGGCCAAGGAAGAAGAGGUUCUGGCUGUGCUCAACCGAGGAGCAGUUCAUGAAGUACUACGGGUCCAGAUAAAAUCAAGUGCUGCAAGCACUACAUAAUCAUUUCAGAAAUGUUAGCCCAAAGGGAUGAAACGAAGGGAGCGCAACCCUCUCUGCCAGAAAGGUGAAAUUUUUUGGGCUAUGACAGUUUAUUCCUGGGCACUGGAUUGGAUAUAGGUGGAUGACGGACAGGUCAUACACCACUUCCAAGCCUAAGACAACCCUAAAAGGUCUCCAUCCAAUAUAAAUAGAUGAAGAUAUGUAACAUCUAACACAACCCUGAUGACUAUAUGUCUUUAUCCAAUAUCAUGUGUACUUUAUUUGAAAGGUCUCAUAUCUCAAAUGUCUAUGGGCAAACGAAUUC